UCCAAGGAGCACAGGCCACUCCUGCAGACACUCGCAGGGUCUCUCCAGACGUCUGGGAAGCAAGUGUGCCGCUGAGGCCGUGGGCUCGAGAGAUGGACAUCUGAGGCCUGCCCUGUGAGACCACCACGGUCUGUGCACUUUCUUUGAGAUUCUUCUCUCUUUUUUUAUUUAUUUGUUUCUUUCCACCUCCAGAACUCAAGAUGCUUGCUGUGCAUUUGGUGUCUUUUUACUUUGCCAAGCUCAAGGAGGACCAGAUUAAGAAGGUCGACCGCUUCUUGUAUGGCAUGCGGCUCUCGGAUGAACAGCUGAAGGACAUCAUGGUGCGUUUCCGAAGGGAGAUGGAGAAGGGUCUGAACAGUGAAACCAACCUCACCUCCACCCUUAAGAUGUUGCCCACACACGUCAGGUCCACACCAGACAGGUCAGAGAAGGGCGAGUUUCUGGCUCUGGAUCUUGGAGGUUCCAAAUUUAAGGUACUGCAAGUGAAGGUUUCUGAAGAUGGGAAGCAAAACGUGGAGAUGGACAGCCAGGUGUACCCCAUGCCAGAGGAGAUCAUGAGUGGCAAAGGCAGUGACCUCUUCCUUCAUGUGGCCGAAUGUCUGAAAGACUUCAUGCAGAAGAGGCAGAUCCAUAAGAAGCAGCAGCCCCUGGGGUUCACUUUCGCGUUCCCGUGCAGACAAAACAACCUGGUAGAUGGUGAGCUGAUAUCCUGGACCAAGAAUUAUAAAGCGAGGGGAGUACAAGGAACCAGUGUGGUCGACGCUCUGCAGAAAGCGGUCCAAAACGUUGGGGGCAUUGAUGUUGACGUCCUGGCUGUGGUCAACGACACGGUGGCGACGAUGAUGACGUGUGGAUAUGAUGACCAGUACUGUGAGGUCGGAGUCAUUGUGGGUACUGGCACUAAUGCCUGCUACAUGGAGGAGCUGCGGCACAUUGACCUGGUAGAGGGGGACGAGGGGCGCAUGUGCAUUAACACCGAGUGGGGAGCGUUUGGAGAUGAUGGGUCGCUUGAAGACUUCUGCACCGAGUUUGACCGAGACAUUGAUUUGGCCUCCAUUAACCCUGGGAAGCAGCUGUUUGAGAAGAUGAUCUCAGGUUUGUACAUGGGCGAGCUGGUGAGGAUCAUCCUGGUUAAGAUGGCCAAGAAGGGCCUACUCUUCAAAGGCAUGAUGUCAGACAGUCUGCGUACCAAAGGCAAACUGAAGACAGCAGACGUGGCUGAAAUGGAGAAGUACAAGGAAGGCUUGAGCAAUACCAAGCAGAUCUUGACCAAACUUGACCUUGACCCUUCAGAAGACGACUGCAUUGCUGUCCAGCACGUCUGCACCAUUGUUUCAUUCCGGUCUGCCAAUUUGUGUGCCGCGGCACUGGCAGCCAUUCUGACCCGAAUCCGAGAAAACAAGAAGGUGAAACGGCUCAGGACAACUGUUGGCAUGGAUGGCACCGUCUACAAGACACACCCACAGUUUGCUAAGCGCCUGCACAAGGUAGUAAGGCGACUGGCGCCCGACUGUGAUGUACGUUUUCUGCUCUCCGAAAGCGGCAGUGCAAAGGGUGCUGCCAUGGUGACUGCUGUGGCCUACAGGCUGGUGUCUAAGCGGCUGGCGAUAGACGAGACUCUCGCUCCCUUUAAGCUGAACCAACAGCAACUACAAAUGGUGAAGCAGAAGAUGAGAGUGGAACUCGAGUGUGGACUCAAAAAGGAUACGCACUACACUGCUUCAGUGAAGAUGCUCCCAUCGUACGUGCGAGGGACGCCUGAUGGAACAGAAAGGGGCAAUUUUCUGGCUCUGGACCUUGGCGGAACCAACUUUCGUGUUCUGGUAGUCAAAAUUCGCAGUGGCUUAAGGAAAUCGGUACGGAUGUACAACAAGAUCUAUGCAAUUCCUUUGGAGAUCAUGCAGGGCACAGGUGAAGAGCUUUUCGAUCACAUCGUCCAAUGCAUCUCAGACUUCUUGGACUAUAUGGGAAUGAAAAACACCCGGCUACCUCUUGGAUUUACAUUUUCUUUCCCUUGCCGACAGACUGGAAUAGACAAGGGUACUCUCAUAAGCUGGACCAAAGGUUUCAAAGCCACAGACUGUGAGGGUCAAGAUGUGGUGGACAUGCUAAGAGAAGGCAUCAAAAGAAGAAAUGAAUUUGACCUGGAUAUUGUGGCAGUGGUGAAUGACACCGUUGGCACAAUGAUGACCUGCGCCUAUGAAGAUCCAAAGUGUGAGAUUGGCUUAAUUGUUGGCACUGGGAGCAACGCUUGUUACAUGGAGGAGAUGAAGAACAUCGAGACAGUUGAGGGAGAUGAAGGCAGGAUGUGUGUGAACACAGAGUGGGGCGGUUUUGGUGACAACGGCUGCAUUGAAUAUCUGCGGACCAGGUUUGACCGAGAGGUGGAUGAACAAUCCCUCAAUGCUGGUAAACAAAGGUAUGAAAAGAUGACGAGCGGCAUGUACCUGGGAGAGAUAGUCCGUCAGAUUCUACUCGACCUGACCAGGCGGGGCUUGCUGUUCAGGGGGCAGAUCUCAGAGAGACUCCGUACACGUGGCAUUUUCGAAACCAAAUUCCUUUCCCAGAUUGAAAGUGACCGUCUGGCCCUCCUUCAGGUGCGAGGCAUCCUCCAGCAGCUGGGUCUGGACAGCACCUGUGAUGACAGUAUCAUUGUGAAGGAGGUGUGCGGUGUGGUCUCACGAAGAGCGGCCCAGCUUUGUGGAGCAGGAAUGGCAGCUAUUGUUGACAAGAUGCGUGAGAACCGAGGACUGGAGCACUUGGAGAUCACUGUCGGGGUGGAUGGGACGUUAUACAAGCUGCAUCCACACUUCUCAAGGAUUUUAAAGGAGACGGUCCGAGAACUCGCACCCCACUGUGACGUCACAUUUGUGCUGUCUGAAGAUGGAAGCGGCAAAGGAGCAGCCCUCAUUACCGCCGUCGCCAAAAGGAUUAACAGCGCUGCGUAAUCUGGCCAGGAUAAGUGAAGGAGGAGGUCUCACUGCUGGGGAGGCUCAUGACAUUCCUUCGGUGAUAAAUAAAAUGGACCUUCAGGAAGUUCAAAUUCAUGGGAGAAGAAGACAGAGGAAUGUGAGCAAUUUCAGAAGACUGCAGCUAAGUCUUGUAAAGUUCACUAUUAAAAAUGGGUUCUGUUUUUUUCUUUUUAUAGUGCCUUUAAUAAUCCAUUUUUUAAAUAAAAAUGACAAAACUGG
Messenger RNA from Erpetoichthys calabaricus (reedfish), 3191 nucleotides. RefSeq names its product hexokinase HKDC1-like. The transcript is spliced from 18 exons. Lineage: Eukaryota; Metazoa; Chordata; Cladistia; Polypteriformes; Polypteridae. Gene Ontology annotation, molecular function: fructokinase activity; mannokinase activity; ATP binding. The record is from RefSeq and is a predicted model, not a curated record. Gene Ontology annotation, cellular component: cytosol; mitochondrion. Gene Ontology annotation, biological process: glucose 6-phosphate metabolic process; glycolytic process; intracellular glucose homeostasis. Bases 201 to 2948 code for a protein of 915 amino acids.